AUGUCUGUCAAGAGGGUCCUGGUAAUUGCAGGCUCAGACAGUUCGGGCGGAGCUGGCCUUGAGGCCGAUCAAAGGGUCCUUGCAGCCCACGGGUGCUAUGCUCUCACUGCCACAACCGGUUUGACGGCACAAAACACGCUAGGCGUGCAGGACAUCUUCGUCGUGCCCUCGGAGUUUGUAAGGAAGCAGAUCAAUGCUGGACUUGAGGAUGUGGGUGCCGAUGUAGUGAAAUUGGGCAUGCUUUCCUCUGCUGAGACCAUUGAUGUCAUUGCCGAAACAUUACAAGUUCAUAAAGUUCCUGCUAUCGUUUUGGAUCCGGUCAUGGUAUCAACCAGUGGAUCUCAGUUGCUACCAACAAAAGCUAUCAAGGAAUUACGGACAAAGUUACUGCCUUUGACCACGAUUCUGACACCAAACAUUCCUGAGGCUCUUCUCUUGUUGAAAGAUGCUGGAAGAGAGAUCUCUGAGCCGAUAAAUCUGGCGGAGAUGAUAGAGCUCGCCAAGAAGAUUUGUUCAUUGGGCCCCAAGGCGGUUCUCCUCAAGGGUGGUCAUCUUCCUUUGACUAAAGAACACAAGACACCUCAAGAUCCGAAAGAAGCGACUUUGGUUGUGGAUAUCCUCUUUGAUGGAACCACGGUGACCUUGUUUGAGACAGAGUUUGUGAUAUCUAAUAACACCCAUGGCACGGGCUGCUCACUUGCUUCGGCAAUUGCUGCAAACCUGGCUUUGGGCAAAGAUAUUAUCAGAGCGGUCCGUGGUGCAGUGCGAUUCGUUGAGGUAGGAAUCAAGACAAGCAUUGACCUGGGUAAAGGAAGUGGACCCAUCAAUCAUUUCCACUCAACCUACACUAUGCCCUUUGCGCCCGGCCGAUUUCUCGAGUACCUCCUAGACCGUCCAGAUGUGCAACGGGUAUGGCAAAAGUUCACUUAUCAUGAGUUUGUCGAGGGCUUGGGCCAGGGUACCCUGCCUGUUGAGCGGUUCAAGGCGUAUCUUGUGCAAGAUUAUCUAUACCUGUCGGCCCAGGUUGUCCUCCAUAUCCAGCGGGAAAUGGAGUUGCACCUUGAUUACUGUACCGCAUUUGGCCUCACAAAGCAGGAGAUGGAAAAUACACCUGAGACCAUCGCCUGCACCGCAUACAGCCGAUACAUUUUGGACGUUGGCCAAUCAGAGGACUGGUUAGCCCUCCAGAUGGCCCUCGCACCAUGCUUGAUCGGGUAUGGCGCAAUUGCCAGACGCCUACACACAGGAGAAGGAACACUCCGAGAGGGAAACAAUUACUGGAAAUGGAUCGAAAAUUAUGUUGCUGAUGAUUACACCGACGCUGUACGACUAGGAUCAGCAUUGCUGGAGGAUCAUGUGCAACAUGUGUCACCAAGCCGUAUGGAAGAACUCAUCGAAAUCUUUAUCCGGGCCACGGAAUUGGAGAUUCGCUUCUGGGAUAUGGGCUUGGGAGACAAGGAGUAG
Penicillium paradoxum is the source of this 1464-nucleotide messenger RNA. RefSeq lists its product as uncharacterized. Bases 1 to 1464 code for a protein of 487 amino acids. Gene Ontology annotation, molecular function: hydroxymethylpyrimidine kinase activity; phosphomethylpyrimidine kinase activity. Gene Ontology annotation, cellular component: cytosol. Gene Ontology annotation, biological process: thiamine biosynthetic process. The record is from RefSeq and is a predicted model, not a curated record. The transcript is spliced from 8 exons. NCBI's taxonomy places the organism in Eukaryota, Fungi, Ascomycota, Eurotiomycetes, Eurotiales, Aspergillaceae.